Messenger RNA from Cydia strobilella, 3853 nucleotides. It is a transcript of the gene Klp68D, whose product is annotated as kinesin-like protein Klp68D. Gene Ontology annotation, cellular component: microtubule associated complex. Gene Ontology annotation, biological process: spindle elongation; mitotic spindle organization; microtubule-based movement. Bases 240 to 2417 code for a protein of 725 amino acids. The transcript has 12 exons. Gene Ontology annotation, molecular function: microtubule binding; microtubule motor activity; ATP binding. NCBI's taxonomy places the organism in Eukaryota, Metazoa, Arthropoda, Insecta, Lepidoptera, Tortricidae. The record is from RefSeq and is a predicted model, not a curated record.
UUGAUAAAAGCCGCUGGUGGCGGUAUAGUGCAAUUUUUCCCGACAAAAAUUUACGAUAAUUUUAUUUUUAUUACGUUUCUAAUUAUUUAUUAAGCUAUUCCUUUUUUAUUACGUGUUAAUUUAUUUUACUUUGUACAAAAAUCGUGAUCAGUUAAUGUGUAGUGGCAGAAACAGGUGAUGUGGGGUACACCCUGGAUGGAUCGAUACCGGUGACUGCGACGCUUUGUUGCGAGGGUGCGAUGGAGAAGUCAGCGUCAGCGCGGCCGCGGACGGCUCUCAACGAGUGCGUGAAGGUGGUCGUGCGGUGCAGACCGCUGUCCAACCGCGAGAAGAAUGAGGGCCACGAUGAGGUGAAGAAACGACGAGUCAGACCGACUGAUCAAAAAUGGUACGAGCGUCUUUCAACGAAAGGAUCUGGAGACCAGUUCCAUGAGGCUGACUUACCCCUGCAGGUGGUGCAAGUAUGGCCGGAGCGGGGCGCGGUGCAAGUGCUCAACCCCAAGGGCCAGGACAAGCUGUUCACAUACGAUGCUGUCUACGACGCAAAGGCUGACACGCAGACCAUCUACGAUGAAAUGGUCCGGCCACUGGUGGCCUCCGUGCUCGACGGCUUCAACGGCUGCGUGUUCGCGUACGGCCAGACCGGCACCGGCAAGACACACACCAUGGAAGGCACCCCCGAGGAUGAGGGCAUCAUACCGCGGGCUUUCCGACAUAUAUGGCAACACAUUGAGACCAGUGCGUCGCGGGAUGUGACGCAUCUUGUGUCGUGCUCAUAUGUGGAGCUGUAUCUAGAAGAUGUCAGGGAUCUGCUGUCUAAGGAUUGCAAGAAACUGACUAUUAGAGGACAGGAGCUGAACGGCUUCUACAUCCCAGAGAUGACCUCAAUCGUGUGCAAGUCAGCCGCAGAAAUGGCGCGCGCCCUGCGCACGGGCAACCGCGUCCGCGCCUCCGGCCGCACCGACAUGAACGAGCACUCUUCUAGAUCUCAUGCUGUUUUUCUGGUGACGGUGGAGUCGCAGCACAAGCCCAGCAAUCGUAUCCGCGUCGGGAAGCUGAACCUGGUGGAUCUGGCGGGCAGCGAGCGGCAGAGGAAGACCGGCGCUGGCGGCGAGAGGCUCAGAGAAGCAGCUCGCAUCAACCAGGCGCUGUCAUCGCUGGGAAAUGUGAUCUCAGCACUCGCUGAGAACAGCCCUCAUGUGCCCUACCGGGACUCGAAGCUGACACGUAUCCUGCAGGACUCGCUGGGCGGCAACAGCAAGACCAUCAUGAUCGCGGCAGUAGGGCCGGCCGCCUACAACUACGACGAGACCAUCACCACGCUGCGAUACGCUCAUCGAGCUAAAGCGAUAAAGAACAAGCCGAUCCGCAACGAAGACCCGAAGGACGCAAAACUGCGCGAGUAUCAAGCGGAGAUCGAGCGUCUAAGGGCUCUCAUCGAACAACGCAGAGCGGCCGAGAAACGUCCGCGCCGCCCGCCGCGCCCCGCGCCCGACCCCGAGCCAGUUCCAGCAGAAGAAGACACGAUAGACACCGCCAGCCUCGAAAGCGAGCACAUUCUCGCCGAAUCCACCAUCGAGCAGGAAAAAUGCAAGACCGAAGAGCUCGAGCAACAGAUCCGGCAACUAGAAGACCGACUAGUCUCCGGUGGGGGCGAUGGGGACUUGCUAGAUGAUCUACGUCAGUCCCGAGCUGUGCUCGAUGCUAGGAAUAUGGAGAUAGCGGAGAGGAAGAAGAGGGAAGUUGAGAUGCAGCAGAAGAUUGAUUUGGAAGAAGAGACUACAGCGUCGGUUACGCAGACUUUUGCAUCGCUGCAACAGGAGGUCGACCAUAAGACACAGAGAUUAAAGAAAUGCGUGACCAAAUACGCCGCCCUCCGCGAAGAGAUGGUCGAGCUCCGCGAAGCGCACGACGGCGAGCGGCGCGAACAUGAAGCCCUACAGGCCGCUUUAGUGGCGGGACUGAGACGAAGACUUUUAUUGGCCGAUUCAUUCGUUCCGCUGGCGGGACGUGCGCAGGUCGCGAGAUUGGCGUAUGAUGAUGAUCAAGAUGCCUGGACUAGAGCUGUACCUGAAAGCGUGGAGCCCCUAACGGUCCGGCCCGUAGCGGGUCCGGGGCGGCGCCCGACAUGCGCGGCGGCGGUGGGGGGAGGAGGGGGCGUCCUCCCGGCACCCGCACGGCGCCGCGCCGAGGACCUGCUGGACCUGGCGCCCCUCCCCCUCCCGCCCACCACCAGGGCUUAUGUACCGCCCCAGCCUCGCCUUCAGAGGUCAAUGGAAAGCUCCAUGAAAAAGUCUCCGGAGCUAGAAGCCCCCGCCCCCUCGGUGAGCUCGCGCAAGGCCAGCGCCCGCCCCGCGCGGCCCGGCACAGCGGGCGCGGGCGCGCACCACCGCCUCGGCACGGCCGGCGUGCGGUAGCCCCGCCUCCACCCGCCACGCUCCAGCUCUCUCAAGCUACAUGGGUCAUACACUCAUUUUCAAACAAUACCUUUUACUCCUGAGGACAAUAGCGACUACUUACUGUAGGCUUGUGUGACAUAGUUCUUUUAUCACGCGAGUUAAUGUAAGGUUCAAUCGGAAAGUCAGGCUUCGUAGCCACUAACUUAUGACAGGAGAUAGAUUGACUUGAUUGCGGUGUAUGACCCACAUUUACUAGCACAGUAAAUGGUCCCGUCUCUCUGGAAAUGAUGGGAAUUUGCUACAUGAAGGCAAAUGUUUCCCCAAUGGAUGUUUUAGAAUAGUAAACCCUAGUAAAAGCCAUUUAAACUUAGCCAAUCUGACAAAAAUCUCCUCCUGUGUACGCUCAUUCACUUGAUGAAGAUGGCCGUAUUUUGCUUACAUUUUUAUUAGACUGGCUCUGUGGAAUUAAGUUUCUAGGCUUUAUUAAUCUAAAAGACCCGUAUUAAUGUUGUGGUGCACGGAGGAUGUCCAGCAUUCUGCGUGGCAGCCGCAGCCCUCAGGAUAGUGUUAGUCCGAGUAUGCGAUAUUUUUAUACAAUAUGGUUAAUGCCAAAUGCCCUGCUUAGUCACAUGGCUGAUCUCUAUGCGGGUUACGCCUUUACCAUGAUUUUAUACUCCAGUGUGGGCAGAUACUAAUAAAAAUGCCUAGUGUAGAAAUUCUGUCUAACUUUCGAGCUCUUAAUUUCCAUUUGGGCGUAGUCAAUCCAGGUUGUUUUUGUUUUAGAAUGAUUUUAUUUUACGGUUGUUAUUUUAUGUGAAUUUUAUUUUACGCUUCACAUUAAGUUGGAGCAGGUGAUAUUAGGUAGUUUGUUACACUUAUUUGUAUGUAUUUAAAUUCAAUUGUAUUGUAAAGUAAAAGAAUUUUUAAGAUAAUUUGAUUGUACCAGGCACACCAGCAUCUCACGGAGAUCCAGGUGCGAGUUCAAAUGUUUACCAAAGACGGAAACUGUCCAUUCCACGCACUUGUCCCACAAUUGUUGAUAUUACCAGUGAUCAUGUCCCUUUACUUGUAAAAUUCAUAAAUCGUAAGUGCUUUUGUUAAAUUAUUAUUAAUCUAGACAUGGUUUCUAGUCAAUGAUCCUUGUAUACAGUUAAUGUAAAUAGUUAUUAGAUAUUAAAGUAUAGAUAGUGGUAGCGUAACUAGUUGCAAAUGUCGCACAACGCUGGUGCCUUGCGUCGUGUACUCAGUUCUGUAUCUAAAAUGCUUUAUUUUAUUUAAAAAAAAUGUAUUAAGUUCUGCCUUAAAGCCUUCAUUGAAGCUGUUUUUAUAUUGGUGUAUUUAAUUUAUGUUUAAAUUAUGAACGGAAGAAUGGAAUCAUGUGAUAUGUAUUGAAACCGCUAGUCAGCUGUGCCGCGUACACGCUUAUACUCACAAAUAAAACAGUUUAAAUUUUA